Molecule: messenger RNA, 603 nt
Organism: Cucumis melo (muskmelon)
Lineage: Eukaryota; Viridiplantae; Streptophyta; Magnoliopsida; Cucurbitales; Cucurbitaceae
Exons: 4
Coding region: 1-603 (200 amino acids)
Source: RefSeq, a predicted model, not a curated record
AUGAGUGACCAUAGUGGUGUUAUUUCUACUACUGCUACUGCUACUACUGCUACUACUGCUAGCUGCCGCUGCCGCUGCCGCUCCUGCUGCUGCCGCGUUGCUGCUGCUCCCACUGCUGCUGCUCCCACUGCUGCUGCUCCCACUACUGCUGCUCCCACUACUGCUGCUCCCACUACUGUUGCUCCCACUACUGCUGCUACCACUACUGCUGCUACCACUACUGCUGCUACCACUACUGCUGCUACCACUACUGCUACUACCACUACUGCUACUACCACUACUACUACCACCACUACUACUACUACUACUCCUACUACCUACUACUACUACUCCUACUACCUACUACCUACGACUACGCCUACUACGACUACUGCUACUACGACUACUGCUACUACCACUGCUACUACCACUACUGCUACUACUACUGCUGCUACUAUUACUGCUACUACUCUCAUCUUCUCAUCUUCUCCUUUUGCUUCAGUUUCGUGUCGUCAGGUUAUAGCACUUGAAUUCCUUAACUUUCUAUUAAGUCUGGUUGGAAUUCGACUUUCAACUACUUGGAUUGGAUCUUUGGGCUUUUUUGAGAACCAGGAUUUUAGCUAA